AUGGAUAAAAUAUUAUUAUUUGUCAAAUUGUUAUCAUUUAAUGUGAUUGUCUUAGAUAUAUUGCUAUGCUUUAUAUAUGACAAUCGGCAGCAAAUGUUGGCCAGUUGUCCCGUCGGCACUUUCCGAAUCGGAUCAAUGCAUAGUUGUCACCAAAUGCUUGAUUGUAGUGAUUAUAAAGACAUGACUCCAGUUAUGUUCUUAAGCAGAGGUUUAGUGAAGAAUAUACACUUAGUUAAGUGGAACGACAAUUAUCUUGUUGUGUCCAAUGUUAGUGAUAAACAAUAUUUAAGUGAUUUUCACCAUAAUCUGCAAAUGUUGAAACAGUUAUCACAAAAUGCAUUGAUUGUGCAAUUGAUUGGUUGGUGUAAUAAUGAUAUGUUGUUUACUGAAUAUCACCCAAACGGUGACGCAAACAAUUUGCCGCAUAUUAUCGUCAAAAAUAGUAUACACCAUAACAUGACAUCAAUUACUCUCAAUUUGUGUGUAAAUUAUGUGAAAAUUUUAGAUUAUCUGCACAAUAGCCCAAUUGGUACUCGAGUUAUGUGUGAUUCAAAUACACUUCAGAAAACACUUUCUCAAUACUUAUUAACGGAUGAAUUAACACUUGUAUUGAAUGAUUUGGAUGCUUUGCCACAAGUGAUUAGUCGACAUAAAGGUGUUAAGUGUGGACCGAGACAACUGUUUGGCACAUUUGUAGCACCGGAACAGCUAUGGAAUAGAAGUGAUCAACUUUUUAGUAACGAUAAAAUGCGUGAAUACGAUCACAGAACUGAUAUCUGGAAAAUACCAGAUGUCUGUCAGUGGUUCCUCAAGACAUCAACACAUCUCGAUUAUCAAUCAAAGUUGCUUUGGGUUUUAAGCCAUUUAAAAGAUAUUCACAGUCAAUGUAAAAGUAUUGAUCCAAAUUUAAGACCCACAGCUAAUGAUGUGCUUAAUCACAAAAACGACUCGAAAAUGCAUCAAAAGUUAAAUUAA
This is a messenger RNA of Oppia nitens, 975 nucleotides long. Its product is annotated as protein O-mannose kinase-like. Gene Ontology annotation, biological process: protein O-linked glycosylation; protein phosphorylation; carbohydrate phosphorylation. The transcript has 2 exons. The record is from RefSeq and is a predicted model, not a curated record. Bases 1 to 975 code for a protein of 324 amino acids. Lineage: Eukaryota; Metazoa; Arthropoda; Arachnida; Sarcoptiformes; Oppiidae. Gene Ontology annotation, cellular component: endoplasmic reticulum membrane. Gene Ontology annotation, molecular function: carbohydrate kinase activity; protein kinase activity; ATP binding.